Messenger RNA from Kogia breviceps (pygmy sperm whale), 1624 nucleotides. It is a transcript of the gene FAHD1, whose product is annotated as fumarylacetoacetate hydrolase domain containing 1. The record is from RefSeq and is a predicted model, not a curated record. Gene Ontology annotation, cellular component: mitochondrion. Gene Ontology annotation, molecular function: acetylpyruvate hydrolase activity. Lineage: Eukaryota; Metazoa; Chordata; Mammalia; Artiodactyla; Physeteridae.
CACACCGGUACCUCCUUCGCGUCCAGCUUCCGCGGAUCUGAGGGCCACCGGAGAGACACCUGCGCAAGAACCUCAACCUCUCUCCGGGGAGCGGGCCGCGUCCUGAGGCCGGGCAGCCCCGGGGCAGCCACUGGACAGCCGCUCCCAAGAGGACGAGCGCCGCGACUCCUGGGCACCUGGCGGAGUCCGCGGGACAGCGCUCCGAGGUAGUUGAUCCUCUCCGGGUAGCCUUCGGCGUCCGGUGGCCAGCCGGGCACAGUCCACGUGACUCAGGGGGGCAACAGGCAGGAGCAUGGCUGCCACCAGACCGCUGUCCCGCUUCUGGGAGUGGGGGAAGAACAUCGUGUGCGUGGGCAGGAACUACGCAGACCACGUCAGGGAGAUGCAGAGCGCCGCACUGAGCGAGCCUGUGCUCUUCCUGAAGCCGUCCACCGCCUACGCCCCCGAGGGCUCGCCGGUCCUCGUGCCCGCCUACACCCGCAACCUGCACCACGAGCUCGAGCUGGCCGUGGUGAUGGGCAAGCGCUGCUGCGCCGUCCCGGAGGCCGCAGCCAUGGACUACGUGGCUGGCUAUGCCCUGUGCCUGGACAUGACCGCCAGGGACGUGCAGGACGAGUGCAAGAAAAAGGGGCUGCCCUGGACUCUGGCCAAGAGCUUCACGGCCUCCUGCCCAGUCAGCGCGUUCGUGCCCAAAGGGAAGAUCCCUGACCCUCACAACCUGAAGCUCUGGCUCAAGGUCAAUGGCGAACUCAGGCAGGAGGGUGAGACAUCCUCCAUGAUUUUUUCCAUCCCCUACAUCAUCAGCUACGUUUCAAAGAUCAUGACCCUGUUGGAAGGAGAUAUCAUCUUGACUGGGACGCCAAAGGGAGUGGGACCCGUUAAAGAAAACGAUGAGAUCCAGGCUGGCAUACACGGGGUCGUCAGUAUGAGAUUUAAGGUGGAAAAGCCAGAAUAUUGAGUGUAUACAAAGCACCCUAACUUCUUAACAGGUUUCAGGGGGACGGGGAACAAGACAAAAGCAAGAAAAGGUUAUUUAAUAUGUGAUAAUCCUUUAAUGAGAAACCAAUUUUUAAAAAUGAUUGGAUUGCUAUGCCUCAACUCAAGGAAGAUGGACCGUCAGAGAAAAACUUGAUCUAGAAGAGCUGGGCCAGAAAUGGAAAUGAGAAGCAGUGCCUCCUAGGAAACAACAAGCCAAAUGUUCAGAAAACUUACUUUCCUUUCCUAAAACUGGACUGGAUAAGACUUCAGUGGAUCAUUCUGGGACCACGUGUUCAAGACUUAAAAUCUGCAAAGGAAAUGGAAAAGCACGUUUCAUCAGUGUUUCCCAAAGUUCCUUGAUCAUGAAAAUCAUCUGGAGGUAUUUGUAAAAGUAAAAAUUUCCAAAUUACUGGGCCAUCCCAGGCCUAAUGUAUUAAUUAAUGGAAUCAAUCUCUGGCACUCCAGGUGAUUCUUAUCAUGCAAAUGUGGAAAAACACUACUCCACAUAGUUAAUUAAAAGUUUUAUUUAAUUGAGCAAUUAAUGAAAACCUCACUUGUUUACUUAGGGUGUGUAUCCUGGCCCAUAGAUUCUGAGUUCGGGAGAUAAUUUUGAAACUGUUGUUUCCCAAAUAAAUAUGCUGUCUUU